AGUGUAUUGUCUGUGCUAUCGCAUUCAACCGGUGGUUUUUUUUUAUGACUAGCCAUGCUCUAUUACGCGAACCUGAAUGUGACUCACAGACGGAAAGUCAAAAUCUCUUAAAGAUUGACAAACAAAUGCAGGACCGUCACAAACAUAACUGGUCGGAAGCUCGCCGACUUAAAGACAUUCUACCUACUCGACAAUGAUACCACCAAAAGCUCUAACAAUUGCUGGCAGUGACAGUGGCGGUGGCGCCGGGAUUCAAGCCGAUCUCAAAACCAUGACCUCGCUCCAUGUAUAUGGCUCUUCGGUUCUCACCUCCAUUACGUCUCAAAACACACUUGGCGUUGACGGAAUACAUAUUAUGCCGAAGGAAUUUGUGGCAAAGCAGCUCCACGCAGUUCUGAGUGAUAUAGGAGCCGACGCAAUCAAAACCGGCAUGAUGGCUAGCGCAGAAAUUGUGGAAACAAUUGUAGAGGUGCUUAGCCACUAUCCAGAGGCCGCUAAAUACGUUGUAGUGGACCCUGUGAUGAUUUCAACAUCUGGCUCCGAGCUAUUACCACCAUUGGCUGUAGAUGUCAUUAUUAGAAAAUUGUUGCCUAUCACCUAUAUACUGACUCCAAAUGUUCCAGAAGCGGAGCAUCUCCUUGGCAAACCUCAAGGGAGCAUUAAAAAUCUACAAGACGUGUAUGAGGCGGCAAAAUCCAUCGCUGCCUUUGGACCCUCUUUUGUUCUUUUGAAGGGUGGCCAUCUUCCGCAAGUACGACAAGGCAAAACCUUGAUGGUUGACGUUUUAUACGACGCAGCUGCAGACAGCUACCACGAAGUAGUGAACCCAUUUGUUGAUACAAAGAAUACACAUGGAACAGGAUGUACGUUAUCGGCUGCUAUUGCUUCUGGCAUUGCAAAGAAAAUGGAUGCCAAGGAAGCCGUUGAGAACGCCAUUGCAUAUGUUGCUGCAGCUUUGGAAAACUCAAUUGGUGAUGUUGGUUCGGGUGCCGGCCCGCUCAACCACUUCCACAACGUCAUGGCCAAACCUUAUGCCGGGAACAGUGUUGUCAAAGCUCUCAUUGCCUCACUCCCUCAGAACAUGUGGUCGAACUUCAUCGAUCAUAAGUUUGUGCGUGGUAUAGCGGAUGGAACUUUAAAGCGGGAAUCGUUUGAGCACUUUAUUAAGCAGGAUUACCUUUAUCUUCAAAACUACGCUAGAGCGGCUGCACUAGCAGCAUACAAAACCAGGGAUAUCGACAUGACGGCUCACUAUGCGAAAAUCAUACUUCAUAUUCACCAUGAAAUGCAGCUGCAUUUGCAGUACUGUGAGACUUGGGGAAUUAGCAAACAGGACAUCCUGGAUACCCCUGAGAGCGUCUAUAAUGUUGCGUACACUAGAUUUGUCCUUGAUCAAGGUGCCACCGGGGAUGCAAUGGAUUUACAAGUUGCAAUGGCUCCAUGCUCACUAGGAUAUGGUGAAAUAGGGCGAAAGCUGUAUGACGAUCCAAACACAAAACGAGAGGGAAAUCCCUAUUGGCAGUGGAUUGUAAAUUAUGCAGAAGACGAUUUCCAAGCAUCUGUGGAUGAGAACAAACUGUUGUUGGAGAAACUUGCUUUACAUCAUAUAUCUACCUCAGCUACUAGGUGGCAGGAAGUGUGCGAGGUAUUCAAACAAGCAACCAUGCUGGAAAUCCAGUUUUGGGAAAUGGGUUGGAACUGUUCUUAAAAGGGUUUGGCAGCAAAAUGCAAUGGCCUCCUCUUUCCCCUCCCUUUCGUACCACCUUUAGACAUUGCAGUUACCAGUUAUCGUCAAAAUUAAAGAGCAUUUCACACAAUAAAAAAAAAAAAAGGCAAGUUUU
This is a messenger RNA of Umbelopsis ramanniana AG, 1841 nucleotides long. RefSeq lists its product as uncharacterized. The coding region runs from base 194 to 1708 and encodes 504 amino acids. The transcript has 9 exons. Gene Ontology annotation, biological process: thiamine biosynthetic process. The record is from RefSeq and is a predicted model, not a curated record. Gene Ontology annotation, cellular component: cytosol. Lineage: Eukaryota; Fungi; Mucoromycota; Umbelopsidomycetes; Umbelopsidales; Umbelopsidaceae. Gene Ontology annotation, molecular function: hydroxymethylpyrimidine kinase activity; thiaminase activity; phosphomethylpyrimidine kinase activity.